UGAAAUUAAUCGGGCAUCAAAUGGCAUGUUUUGCGUCUCUAUAACAGCUUAUUAAAUGUAAUAUCAUUAUGAGAUAUUUGAUUUUUCGAAAUUAGUUGAGAUUUAUGUAAUGCUUAAUAAUAGAGCUAGUCUAUCACUACCAUUUCCCAUUAACUUGUAACCCCCGCAACUCUCUCUCUCAUAAUUAAAAAACGGUUGAGCAUGCUGGGGAGCUCCACUGCAAAGCGGCCAUCCUUUCGUAGAUUACUAUGGAGUGUUCAUCGUCAUUCGCCGUUCGAUCGGGAGUAACUCAACUUGUACCGUGUGUGCCGUGACCGUAGCACAGUUUGUAAAGCGCAUAGAGUACAGCAGACUGUGAUGGAGUGUGAGAGAAAAAUUACAUAAAACAAAACUCCUCCGGUGUCGUUUUCGUCGUCGUCUUCAGUCGAAUUUUAGGUCCAUCGUAGUUUGAAAAAGAUUGAAAAGUGCCCUUUGAGAAAAGGUCCUUACUUGGUCGGUUCCGAGAUCGAAGAAAAAGUGUAGUGCGUGUGAAACCGCAGUGCUGUGCGAUCGAUAGCAGGCGUAUUUAUUUGAACCUGCGGAAAACACAUCUAGAACAUACAAUACGUCAGGUCUUUUUAAACGAAAAGGAGAUAAAUUGUGCAAACUAAUAAAUAAUUGCUGCCAGCUGUAGAAAAAGCCAGAUCUGCUGAAUAAGGAGUACUACAGGAAAAAUGUUGGGCUCCUGAUAUAAGAUUUUCGAACGCGGUCCUAUUGCUCUCUUAUUCUUGUUUCGCUAUCUGAAUCUCUGAAACGGAACCUAGAGUGAGGAAGAAAGAGAGGAUAUAAAUUGAGAGCCCGUGUGAAAGAACAGUCGAAAGAAUAUGCGAACCGACUGCUGCUAGCAAUACUGCUGCUGUGAAGGAAUUUUCCGAAAAUUCUUCCCCGGUCGUGUUUAUCGGUUGUUUUCUUGUGCCUCCAAACACCUACUCGGUAUAAUGGUAUCAAAGCUGUUUUCCACUUAGCUGGUAUCUACAUCAGUACAGUGCGAAAGAGUGCGAUUUGCUUGGAAGGACAUUCCAGGAGUUGUCAAUUGGGUGAAGGAAUUUCCAGAAAAAGUUUCUCUACUAGCGCAAGAAAAAAAGAAUCGAAACGGUUAAGGUAAAUCUGAGAAGAAACGGAAGUGAUGCAGUCUUAAGAACUAACAACCUGCUAGAGAAAUAGAGAGAGUGCUGAAAAGUGUAGUGUUUUCCUCACGUCACGGCAGAUUGCGUUGUCCCUUUACAGAAGGAUUCGUACUGGUUUAGAGAGAGCGUGAGUGCGGCCUCAAUUUUCGGUUUCUGACAGGAUCGACAGCAUGCGAAGAGGACAGUGAAAAUCCUCUUCGCAUAAAAGCAAAAAUAUAAAACAAGUUCAUAGAGCAAGCAAAAGGAAAAGUUGGUCAAGAAAAACUGAAGUUUUGUUGGGUGCAAAAAUUAGGAAUAAUUUUCUCACUGAUCGGGGUACACAAUUGCACUGUACGGUUGCAACACAUACCAGUUUGUGUAAAACAUCUCAACGGCGAAUUCAGUGCAGCAUCCCUGUUGGCCUUUCAGUGGUUGGAAAGCUCAUUUUGUGCAUGUUUCGACCCAGAAAAGAGUUGUUCUCUGCAGACAUUUGAAGGGAAAUUGGAGUAAUUCAGCUAUUCGAAAAAUUUGCUUUAUCGUUUAGUAGAUAUAUAAAGUUAGUGCAUUUUUCCGAAAAGAAGGAUUCGUUUUUUUGGAAUAUUCGUGUCACUUGAAUCAAGUGUAAAUUUAUUUCCACUAAGUUUUGUGAGAACAAAAUAUCUGAAAAGAAAGCAAGCAGAGAAACAAAUAAAACGUGUGCAUAAAUUAACAAUCGGUCACUUUUAAGUGAGUGCAAAAACAGUUCGCCACGACGUCGACCAACAGCAGCCAGCCACCACCGACAGCAGCAGGAGGAGUAGGAACAGGGUCAGGACCAUCAUCAUCGGGAAAAGGAGGGGCAGGAGGUGGAGGAGGAGGACGUCGACGUUCCCGCAGCCAGGUACCGAAUAGCAGCGGCGGUAGUGCCAGUGCUAGUCGGCGAAGCAGCAAAACGGAUCACGUUCGACGGAGAAGUCCUCCUUCUUCGGUUACUGACGAUUCUUCCUCCUCACUACUGCUGUCAGUGUCUGUCGGAGGUCGCACGGCUGGGGGUACGGCAGGCGCCAUUGACCGCGAGCGUGAAAGCGGAGGCGGCGGCGGAGGUUCGGCUACCAGUCAUCAACACCAUCCACAUCCGCCUGAGUCGUAUGAGAAGGGUCAUAACAUGGCUUCGUCCAAUCACCGUGGAAUACAGAUCGGCUCGGCCUGGUUCCAGCGGAAAAUCAAUCUGCGACCGCAGCAUCGUGGCGUUCAUUUGGUGACCGAGGAAAUUCUGCGUCAAAUGCCGGAGCUGGGACAAUUCUCAGUUGGAUUGUGCCAUGUUCAGAUACUACACACAUCGGCCAGUUUAGCUUUGAAUGAAAGUUGGGACCCAGACGUUCGGGACGACAUGGAGAUGAUGCUGAAUAAGAUUGUUCCGGAGGGACUCCCCUAUCGACAUUCCUGUGAAGGUCCGGACGACAUGCCCGCCCACGUGAAAGCGUGCUUUCUUGGCAGUUCAUUGACAAUCCCGAUCACCGAUGGCAAACUGUCGCUUGGCACGUGGCAGGGCGUGUGGCUGUGUGAACAUCGUGAUCACGCUGGCUCUCGCAAGCUGGUUAUAACGCUGUCCGGUUGUCCUCGAGACUCGGCUCGGAGUCCACUUUCACCAGUGUCGCCAAUCGCUUCAACAUCCAGUUAGGGACGGCCACGCUCUGCUCGCGAUAGUCGGUAAUCGUGGGUUAGAGCGGUGCUCUGAUUUGAGUUUCGUAUUAUAAAGGGUCCUUACACUAUUGGAGUAAACCUGAGCAGAAGGUUCAACAUGCAGACCUAUGAAUAAUUAUGUUAAUUAGAAAGCAAAUGAAAACACAGAGGGAAAGUGAAGUGGAGAGUAAAACUGGGACAGAUUUUAAUAAGCAGAAUACAGCAGCAGGUGGAGUCUAUAGGCAAACAGUUCAUACUAAUAAAAUCUAACAAUUAACAUAGAUACAGAUGGACGAGAGCGAAGGAAACAUCAAAAAGAACCUUUAAUUUACAAUUUAUAUGAAAAAUAGUACUUUUAGAUAUAUGAGAAAUAGAAAUCGCUAAACAAAUUUCACCUAAAACGCAAUGAUAAUAGCACUAAGAUGUCUACUUGGAAGCUAAUAAGUAAAGUAAACUCGGAAAUAACUAUUUUUUACCAAAAUAGGAAAAAAAUCAUGUUUUAUUUUUACUAACUGGGAAUGUAGGGGACAUAGAGCAACUAAUGAAUAGCAAACAAUACCAAACUUGGGGUAGGAGUAGAGGAAAGAAUUUCAGUUCACAUUUCGUUCUGCUAUUUUCGUCAAAAACAAUUUAGGGCAACUAGGCUGAACCAACGCGAACACGAAUGCACAAAAAUGAAAAAAAAGUAAAUAAACUAGGAUAUAAAAUCAUGCCGAAACACACAAACAAAUCAGACCGUGUAAUGCACUUACUUUGUCAAAUUAAUAUAGCAAUUCUAUUCAGUUGAAUUCUAUGGAAAGGGUAACAAGAUAGCAUUGAACAAUCUGUUUAUUUGAUAUAUUCCUUAUUUACUAAGUGUCUUAAUUUAUUUCAAUUAUUGAUUGCCAAGUUUGUGUGCAAUGGUUUUUGGUUCCGUUAUUAGUUUAUAUGGAAUAUAGGAAAACAAAAUUCUGUGACUCGUUAUCAAUGAUCAUGAUUAUAUGAUUAACGGUUGAUUGCUUAAUUAAACAAACCGAAGUUAUAUUGAAAGUAUGAUUGGAAGUAGCAACAAAACAAAUUGCACUUAGAAACACUGUACAUAAAAUGUAGGAUUUAGCAUGUUUUCAAAUGCAUCUUAUUGUUUUAAACUCUCCACCAGAUGUAGUACGGGCAGUAAUUUUUGUGUGCCUAUGGUGGAAAGCACUAGCAUUAUAUGACUGGAUAUCGUCAAAUUUUAUGGUUUCCGGAACAUAGGUACGAUACUGUUAUUCAAAACGAAUUGUUGAUUUUUGUUGUUGUUUUAGUGGUGUGCAACACUCCGGUUUUAGGAUACAUCAGUUGUGACUUGUAAAGAUUUUAAAUUGCAUUUUAAGACGAAAUGUCGAAGGAUCAAAUGAUGACGAAAGCAAAUAUGCGUACCUAAAACUUCUAUAGCGGGAUAAAGUUUACUGUUAGUAAGUCGACGCACCGUCUUUGACUUUCGAAUAAAGCAUGAGUCUUUUGGGAUUAUUCCUACUUAUUAUCAAUUUAAUCAUUAAUGAAGAUAAAAACUAUAUAUUUUGUGUUUUUUAUGCAGCAUAACUUUAUUUUCCUAAAAUUUUCUUAAAAUAUUAGUAUGCGAAUUCUACCUUCUCUAAUCUCCACGAGCUCUCAUCAAAAGCGCAUCUUCCUCGAUUUCGUAGUUCUAACGAGUGCGGAAUUUCCUCGAAGAUAUCUUUCAUUUUUCUGCUGCAAAUCAUUUCGACAUGUUUAUUUGUCAUCAUUAGCAUUUCUAUGUUUCUCUUCUUCGAAUUCUUUCUCAUGGAUAUCGUCAUCCUACUUACACUCAGAAAAAAACCUACCUAUUAAACAAAAAAAAACUUUUUUAUCAAUCCGUAUGUGUUUUUUGCAUGGAUAUUGUCCUGUGUUUUAGUUCUCAUGACAUUAUUUUAACUAUCGUCGUUUUAAACGCAAUUUGAUAUUUUAAUCACUCAUUACUAUGUAAUGUCGAAACUGAAAAUCGGAUCAAAUUUGAAUAAAAAAGUGUGACAAUCGAUUGAAUUGAAGUAAGCUCCAGUUACUUCCAGAGCCGGUAUUCAGGAACCAGUAUAACCAAACCGAUUCGUAUGGUCAUAUGGCGAAUAAAUUGCAAUAGUUUCGAGUCCAACUUUAAAGCUUUUCUGGAUUGUCAUCUUCUAUAUCGGUUUGAAUUUUUAAAAUUCAUCAUCCUGUAAUUCCAGAAUUGGAAGUCAGAAUUGGAUAAAAUUAAAUAAUUUUGUAUUGGACUGUAAGUUUAUUUUAUUUUGAAUUUUUUUCUGAAAUUCGAUUUAGCUUUUUUGAGAAAACGAUUGAACUUUGAGAAACGAUUCGAUACUGGAACCAGAAUUCUAAAAUCGUUAAGUCAGUUAAAUUAACCUGAGAAGCUGUAAAAUUUCUAAAAUCGAUAAACCUGAUAAACCAUUUUUAAACUAAUCAUCUUGUAUCCCCUAAACCGGAAGUUGGAUCUGACUAAAAAGCCAGAUGUUUAAUAGGAUCUUAAGAUCUUUCAUUUGAAUCUUAGAUCGUUCUUAGAUUUCGUUUUCACAAUAAAAAUAAGUUACAAUAUUUUAAUUUCGUUUCACAUAUCAUCCUAGAGGUCGGAUCCAAACGUAAUUCAGGAACUUUGUUUGGGAGCAUACGACUUUUCAUAUGAAUCUGAGUUUGAAGAAAACGUUUGAGUCACCUCCGAGAAAAUUGAGUGAAAUUAUUUCUCACACACGAAUUUACUGAUCUCGGCGAACUGAUUCGAAUGGUAUAUGGGUGUUGUGUUCUCCCAGCAUUUAUUGCUGUAAGUAGUUGAAAACAAUAUAAUUAUGCAUUUGCUUUCAACUCGAAAAUUCUGCCAUCAUCUAGUUUACAUGUCAUAUUCGAACGAUUGCUAAAAUCGGUCCGAGGCAAAAUGUCAUGAAAAAGGAUGCUGUACACAGUCUUUUUGGUACUUAGAAAAAAUCGUAUGUAACAGUAUAAAAAUCGUGUUUCACGUUGCUCCCAAGCAUCGCUUUGUCAUACAAUGCUCAAAACUCCUACUGCUGGAAUAGGGGAAAAAGUCGCUUACGCAAAAAUGUCGAUAUCUCCGUUAAAAAUGGACGGAUUGCAACAAUUUAUGGCUUGUUGGAUAGCUAUUACCAUGCGGAAUCUAAGUCUGAAAACAUAUUCUGUUUUUGGUCAAGUGUGACAGUUAUUCUCAAAAAACACUCAAAAAACUUCGUAUAACUCAAAAAGUAAACAUUCGAUCUAAAAACCAUUCAAUAGCGUUCAGGGUAACGAGGAAACCUUUCAUUUGCGACCAGUUUGUUCAAAAUCGGUCCAGCCAUCUCUGUGAUCUCGAUCUCUUUGUUGACAACACACAUACAGACCCACACGCAUACGCACACUCGGACAUUUGCUCAGUUCGUCGAGCUGAAUCGAUUGAUAUAUGACAUUUGGCCCACCGGGCUUCGGAAAAUUUUUCUAAAGUUUGAGCGAAUUCUAUACCUAUUUUUUAAAUAUUUAAAAAAGGUAAAAAUAGUUGUUUCAAACUGAGAUAUCGCUGAUUUAAACGAAAUUUGCCCGUUUCAAACUAAAACAUUGUUGUUCCAAACAAAUGUUCUUUGUUUCAAGGAAACAUUGAUACAAUCAAAUACAAAUAAUAAUACCCCUAAGUCCCAUACAAACGAACCGCCAAUGUUUGGUUCACAGCCUGAACACGUAAGCCUAGCAAAUUACUCCCUUUCAUUGCGAUAGUUUGAAAAUGUGGAAGGAGAUCGUUUCUGGCAACGCUUUAUGCUAGUUGCUACGGUGCAAAACAAACUUGUUUGUUUAUGUUUAUCGUUGCUGUAUUAAACUGCAACAAUCAGUCUAAAUAUCACCGGCACUAGCACAAAAGAUGAAAAAUGAACACAAACACCCACGAAUCUACAAAUAUCAAUACAGCUAGUAGUAUAUUCAUGGUGGCUCAACCAUUCUAGAUUAUUGUUUAACUUACAUUUCGCUUGUGAUCUUGAUUAUCAGAUAAAAACUGUUUGUUUAUUUAUUUUUCACUAUAAUAAACAGUAACUAUGGUGAACUUGUUCUUACCCUUCAGUGUUGCUAGUUUUAUAGAAAACUCGUUAAAGUACAUUGUCACUCUGACAGUGUAUCAUGACAGUGUACCGCACGAUGCAAAAUGUGUCCUUGAAAAUUUGUCGAAGUAUUCCGUAUUAUAAUUUGUAUUUGGUACAAUUACCGUGAAUUUAUACUGAGGUCUUUUUAUGCGGUUUUUUACGCGACUUUUUUAUGCAAAUUUUCAGAGUUAUGCGGUUUUUUAUGCGAAGUUUCAGAGUUAUGCGGUUUUCCUUCUGCGGUUUUUUUAUGCGAAGUUUCAGAGUUAUGCGGUUUUUUUAUGCGAAGUUUCAGAGUUAUGCGGUAUUUUUUAUGCGUUUUUUUAUGCGGAACGUAAAUUCUCAUACAAAAAGACUUCAGUGUAUUUAUUUGAACAAUAGUUUUUACUGCGUGUAAAAUAAUACUAUGUUCACACUAUGAGUUAAAACAAGUUUUAACUCUGAUUUCAUGUUUUAAGCGAAAUGACAUGUUUUAGUUUUGCGAUAUUUCAUAUUCAGAAACGUUACUUUAAAACAUGUUUUUCCGAAAUAACAUGAUAUAAUUGUCAGUAAAACACAACCCUGCUAUCAUUUUCCUUCACUUUUCGACUAUGUCGAUUGACAACAGCUUAACAACAGCAGUUUUCCAUCAAAGUAGCCAUGUAAUCAUAAUAAAAUAAAACUGAAAACUGUUACCAACGUUGCCAGGUAUAACGAUUUCUCGGUAUUUAUAAAGACCUCUAUACCGCAAUUCAGAUAUGUAUGUACUCCCAAAAUACCGAUUAUUCAGGUAUGUACUCCCAAAGUACCGAUUUGGGUUUUUAGCUUGAAUAGACAUGAGAAAAGGUUGUCGUGGGACCUUUCUUUUGCUCACCUCUUGGUGACAUUAUGUAGACAUUAUGUAGAAGAGAUUCUGAUACCGAUAUUAGGCUCUCUGACAGCUCCCUUACAACCACAAAUGCAAAUGAGAUUGGUUUGUUUUCAUCAGGAAACGCAUGCAUUAAACACGAUUCAGACGAUCAAUCAACUUCCGUCGACGUCCAGAUUAUUUUUAUAAAUUUUUUUAGCCGAAUAUUGCUCACGUAUCCGACGUUAAAAUGUUCCGUGAACUUGACGUAGUGUCCUUUCAUAUGAAUUGCUUACAAUUAAUGUUGUUGCUCCGUAAUUGUUCCAUGCAGGUGAUAGUCCCUUAAUGCUGCGUGUGAAUCGCUUUUACAUAUUGUUUUGUUUUCAUCAGGAAACGUGUUGGCCACCCAUUUUUCAGUAGGGCCGCCGUUCAUUUUUCACCGGGCAUAGAAACCUCAAUGGUACAGAUAGAUUUUUGCGCAGAAUACAGAUUUUUGGAAAAAUGACCUGGCAACGCAGACUGGUACAACCAUUUUUGUUUUUUGAAUUAAAAGAUGACUUUUUUGGCAAUAAGCGUGAAACGAUAAUAUUCUUCAUAGCUAGGAAAAGUACCUAGCUUAUUUCUUAUUUUCCGGAUGUUGUCAAAAUACUUUUUUCUUUCCUACCUGCGACGUAGGCAUUUAUGUAGUACCAAUACCAAGUAAUAUGUCAUGCGUAGAACAUAAUCUUAGUGUGAACAGCGCGGUAUUAACUUUAUAUUACUAUCAUUAAAACAUGUUAUUUUCUGCCGGUGUGAACAUAGUAUAACACUAGUCAUGUUAUAACUUUACGAAAAUGGCGAUAGAUAUAGUUUUUAAAACAUUUCGGUUAAUAAAGUACAUGAAAGGAAACUAUCUCAAAAUUUCUCCGCACUAGUGAUGGAAAAAGUCAAACUAGAAGUGAGUUUUAUGUUCAACUCUAUGUAGUUUGUCCAGCACACAGAAAUCUUCCUAUAGCCAACGUAUUGUUUUCAAACUGUGUGCAGUACACGGAAUGACCUGAUGGUAGAUUGCCUCCGUCCACUGAAGAAUGUGCUAAUCGAUGGAAUAUUAUUUUAACUUUUCCAUGUUCGUUUUAUUCAAUUUUAAUACCAUACCCAAAUGAACGUACCUUCCUCUUAAAACUACUCAAAGGUCUCGUAAAACGAUUGGACCAACAUUUGUUUUGCGUGGAAAACAUUUUUUUUUCAUCGUAUCUUCCUUCGAUUUUACUUCCUUAGGAUGUUUUCGAAGCGCCUGCUUCAUGAUGGCCCAGUACUUACUCAAUUGGCCGCAGUUCCGGUGCGUUCGGAGGAUUGAAAUAUUUCGGAACGAAGUUAGUAAGUCUUGUACCGACCAGAAAUGCGUAGGACUAUCGUGUGACCUUAGAAGUGGAAGUAGGCGCUUCAGGAGCCAUUCCGUUUCAAAUUGAUUAUCGCACUAAAAAUUAAACAUUCGAAGAAUCCUGCGAUAGGGAACCUGCAUAUGGCUCUUUGGAUUUUUGUAAAUUAUUAUUUUUGACAUUUUCGAGUUAAAUGUUUCCCGAUUCCUGAGCUAAAUGAAUGUCUUGCUAAUUUUGAUAUAUUUUUCUAAUUUUAUCUCCAAAUGGGAACUAAUUCGAUAUCUAAAUGAUCAAUAUUUUUUUCAAAUGAAAAAACUACAGUUUAAUUUUUAAAACACAUCGAAAAAUGCGAAAUCGGCUCAACGACUGUCUACCACUUUAUAUACAUUACAUUUCAUUUGGAUCUUCGUUAUCUAACUGCAAGAGAUUUAGAUAAAUGUCACUCCGACUAACUCUAUGCGUAAUUUAGAACCGUCUUGCGUCGUACAACUAAACCUAGUCAGCAAGUUAGCUUCAGCUCUUGUAUAAAAACCUAAUGUGACGAUAUAAUCACUGCCCUGUUGAAUCUUGCUGAUGCUGUUGUAUACGGUUCCGCUUUCGUAAAACAUUAUUUCUGAUGGUAAAGCUAUGUAAGUAUUCGUAAGUCAAAGUUAGGUGUAGUUCUACGAUGAUUUGCUUUCUCAGAUUCCAUCCUGAAACACAUAUGUUCGAAUUUACUAUACGGUAAGCUUUCGUCUAUUCUAUUUUUUUGUUAUUUUUUCUCGCUGCAGUAAAACAGACAUUCCAUCCCGUUGCUAUAAAAAAAUGUUUCGUUUAACACCACCCGUUGUAGUAUUUAGAACGUGUUUCAAAUCAACCGAGUGCGAAGCAGUAUAUCCUGUAUAGAUAGAUACUAAGAACAGGAAUCAAGUCGCCUUUUUUUGGCAACUUCGUUGGGUAAACUAGAAAAUAUCCUUUUCGCACACUACAAUCGCUUCAGAAUUUAGAGGACAAAACAUAUGGAAACCACGAGGCGCACGGACAAGUUAGUCACUAGAAAUGAUGAAGCCGCUCUAGAAACGCUGAAUUCAGUAAUAGAUCUUUCUCGUCCAUUCUUUACUAUGGUAUAUCGUGCUGCGAUAGAAAGAGAGAAUAGGAGAAACGUGGAAAGUAUAUUUUGUUACUAUCAAUACUUUUUUAUGUAUGAAAAAAACGAGGAACCAACGCAAUAGUUACUAUAAAAAUUGUUAAUUUUCAACUAAAUCGAAAGAGAGUGUGAGCGUACAUACUUUAAACUAUGUCCGAUGAGCAAAAGAAGCAAAAAAAAAACGAAAAGAGCAAUUAAUUAGUCUGUAAGACACUAUGUAAUCUUUAGAAAAGAUUCGAACCGCUAACUUUAUUCGUUAUAAUUAAUUAACAAUAUUCACUUUUUGGCACUCGGAACAGCAGGGUUUCAUGAGAGUUGAACAAAUUGCAAUCUAAGUCUUCCAAAACGAGAGCUCUUCCCCCUCGUUCUGAAGACUCCACAUGCAAUGCUUUAUUUCAAAUGUCUUAUUUAGUAUAGUAAUUCGUUUAAAUUUUAUCGACGAACGACUAAUACACUUCUAAAUCGAAUAAAAAUAACUGGUUGUUUCUGUUUGAUGUAAAUCGGUGCUAUUCUUGCCGCUGUUUGAAAUCCUGCUGUUUGAAUAGUCAUAAUAAUUUUGGUUAGUGUCAUUGAGUUUAAUUAUCCCCUAGUAGAUUUCAACUGCACAAUAAAUCAUACUCCCUAAUUGGUCCGACUGGACCGAGUCUGUAUUACGGCAAAGCCAAAACGCGAUUGGUUUCAUUUGUAACCGAUACCACGCAUUAAAAACCAACAUAGCAUUAAUCACACAGGAGCACUGUUAAGGAAAUAACACAAGAGGCUAAAAACUUCAUCAUGAUCCACAAUCGAAUUGUUAGUGUGUAGCGAUUUAGAGCUGACAUGCAAAAGUUGACAGGAACAAAACCAAAAAAAAAAAAAAAUAAAUAUUAAACGACAAACGAACAACAUACAUUCCCACAAGGACGUAAGACAAAGUUGCAAGAAGCGCUAGAGAAAUGGCUUUAUCCGUCAAAAAAGUGAAACCUAUAUUGGUCGAUUUUUGCUACGAACACUUUUGUAUACUAAACAGAGAGAUAUAUAUAACACGAGCAAAAUUUCCGCCCCUUUGUAUUAGGAUUGUGCAGAAGUGCAGUAUAGACACGUCUUUUUUUAUAUCGAUGAUGCUUACCAAAGACACCCGCCAGCGCCGCCACAAUACCGCAGAUGUUGUAUAAAUAGUAUUGUAAGACCAUACCGGUUGGACCAUCAACCAGUCAAUCUUUAAACAAGUCAAGGACUUACAUACGGUUUAUUUCAUCGUAGCUACAAGCUGUAUAAAUCUAAAAUGUUAACAAUCGUGUAGCUAUAAGCGGCAUUUUCUUCAGUCCGAUCCGAGAUACAGAGAAGUGCGUAACCAUACCGUCGCAAAACUAUUUAGAGAAAACAAAAUUUAGACACUUUGCUAAAGAUUUUGUUUUAAUUAUUUGAAGACAUGUUUGUCUCGCUCAUAGAUUAUGUCCAUUUGGCUACGCAGCUUACUACUAUGAAUAGAUAGAUUGAUUUAAAAAAAAUGAAUAGAGAUAAAAUUAUUGAUUGUAUCUAACGUAGAUACGAUAUUCAACGGAAUAAGAUUCUAAAUUCAAUUCCCGACAGCCAACCUUGAAUAUUUCGAAUGCACUGGACCUAUUAGAAACGAUAAACUCCAGAACGCAUAGGUAAUUGUUCCUCAUUCGCAUUUUGAGUAAAGAAAUACUAUAUUUUGAAAGUAUGCAUGAGUGUCUCUUGCUUCUUACCUGAGUGGAUUGUUUUGUUAUACGUAGCCAUUUGCUAUCCUACGUAUCCUAGCAUGAUUCACUGGUGCUGUUCUUGGUACGUGGGUAUCAUUGUUCAAUUAAUCGUCUUAUGAUUUCUUUUGCAAUAAAUAAAAUAGAGUGUACAGUUUGAUCUUUUGACUCCUAGCUGAAUACUGAUUUACCUUCACAUUCGCCCUUACGAACGACACGAUUGUAUUUUUACCGUAUCAAACCACAAAGUCGCCAUUAUUUAUUUACGAUUACACAAUCUCGCGAAUUAUUAAAAAUAUUUACAAAAUAGAAAUGCUGACCACGUAGUAGACGAUUACACCAAGGAACGUAUUUUACGCAUACAUAUCUUUAAAAGUGUAGAAAAAUAUAAAAUUCAAAAAUCACUUGACAAUGUGAAUAUCACACUAAAAAAGAUUGAAUCAUAUAAGUCGAACUCUUACUUGGAUGAUAGAGUACAAGAUAUUCAACUAUUCAUGAUUGGAAUCAAAUUAUCUCAUUGUUUUAAAAGGUAAAUUGUCAGUCACAUAACGGGAUCGAGUUCCGGCUGUGUGGUGACUUUUUCGCAGAUUUUUAUUUCUUUUGUUUCAGGCGUCAGACUUUUUUCUGGUUAUAAAAUCUUAAGACUAGUUCUAGACGGCUCUUCGUCUUAACAAAUGUUUUCUCUAUGGUUCUUCGAUUCAUGGUAACGUUAAAGGUUUUGCUUUGACCCAUUAUAACCAAGGGGUUCCCAAAUUUGAACCAAAUGAGCAGAUAUCAUCAAUAUCAUCUUAUUUUGUGUUGAAGAUGUUGGGAAAUACCAAAUUACUAUAAAAAAUCUUUUCCAAACGAAAUUAUCCUACGUAUCAUAUAUCAAACACUGGGACAAUACAGUAGUAACAAAAUUAUAAGAGAUAUGUCUAUAUUUUGAGAGUGGUAUUUAUAUAUAUAUACGAUUCAAUGUCUUUUAAAUAGUACCUGUAGAAGUACAAUCGGAGCUGAAGGUACAAUAUAAAUGAAAAUAUUUAGUGCAUCGGGUUUUAGCGGAUUGUUAUUGAUUAUUUAAUUAUUUGUAUAUAUUGGACUGUAAACUGCAAUAAACAACUUCAUUUGUCGAUGCCUUCCAUUCAGCCUACCUAAAUUUGAUUCCCAACCCCGCACACAGGGUCAGAAGGUUUUUCUGGCUCAAAGUGGUAAAUGACUUUAAGGUUAAAACCUAAUCUGUCUAAUCUAAAAUAUAAAAAACAACUUCAUUUGUUUCCAUUUUUUAAUUUUUAGGAAAAUGAAUUAUGCUUCAUUUUUAGGAAAAUGAAUUUGCACUAUUUUUUGCAGCCAUGUUUUUGAAUAUUCCACAUUUCGAAGAUAUAACAAAAUGGAUUUGAUUUGCUGAUGGCAAAAGAUUUUCGAAAGACUUCAACUAAUCAUAAAAUUCUGAUGCUGUUGAUGUUUAUCGGUUAACGAUAUGCUUUGGAAAAAAAUACUGCUGUAUUAACCCACCAUAUGGUAUAUUUUUGGGAUUUCACUUCUGAAAUAACUAAUUUGAAUCUUUGGCAAUGGUUUGUAAAAAGAUGGCACCAGUACCUAUAGUUUCGAACAUAAGAUUCACACGAAUAUGUUGCUUACUUUCCUUUGUUCAUUUGUGUGAACUUUACAAAAAAUGUUGACACUUGAAACCUAUUUUAAUAUACAAAGAAAUUAGAGGUGUAAACUAUCAACUAGUGCUCUAGUUGAAGUCCUAUCAUACGCUAGGACAUAAUGGGUUACAAAAACUAAAGCCUAAUGUACGGAAUUCAAAAGCAAGUUUUUUAUGCUUCAGACGUAAAUUCUUAAUUGCUUAAACGAGUUGAUGUUUGUUUAUUUGGAAAAGAUUUAUUUUUUACAUCAUCAAAUAUUCGAUAAAAUGUAUCUGCAACACGACUAGGUUUACUUAGACUCUAGUGACCAUUCACUUACUCUAUUUAUUGGAAAUGAAUGAUUUAAACGAUGUGUAAAGUAUGUUCCAGACCAAGGCCGGCAGAAGCCCUAUUGGGGGUGUAUACUGAACUCCACACCUGGAAAAUGUCUGGUUGUGGAAUUCUGCACUUGGAAAUGUUUUCUAUCACUUUCCUUGAACAACAAAUCCGUUGUCUCGACACGUUUCCGCAAAUAUUUCAAAUGGUCUGGCCUGGGGACAGUUGGGAGGAUUCAUUUCCUUGGGUACGAUGUUGAUUCCGUUGGCUUUGUACCAUACUACUGUAUCUUUCGCGUAAUGCACUGAUGGCAAACAGUGCUGGAUUACGAUGGUUUUGGAUCAUGGGAUGAAGGCACCGCAGCAAGCAUUCCAGAAAGUAGACAUUCACUGUCAUCGUAUCUAUUGUCACUAACGGAUUCGAAAGCAUUCCACACCCACAAAUUGCUUGUCAAUGCAUUACCUUUUUACCAAAUUAAUUAAAUCGAUAUAUUGGCAGUUUUAAUACUUUUUCCAGCACGGACCGUGUAGAAUUGGUAGUCGGAUGCACCUUAAAGUCAGUUAAAGGCUGUAGCCAGGUAAGCGUAUGAAAUCUGCCCCCAAAGGGAAUUCAUAUCGUUAACCAUAUAUGGAACAUGUUUAACUGGAAACAAGGAAUUUUUAAAAUUUGUUUCUAAUUUCCAAAAAUCAAACAAAAUCAAGGAUGGCUUUUAUCGUAUCAAAUAACGCUCACUGGCAACUCUUCACACGAUUGAAUCAGUGCCAUCAAAGAGAUACACGGCAUGGUUUAUUAAACUUUAUUUAACAUAGAAUCGACACCAGUGCGAGAGCGAAUUUCUCUCGAUGACAUUUCUGAGAAUCAAAGGUUAGCACGCUGCACGAUCCUCUCUGAAGCAACAAACGGUCGCUUAUUCUCGUUUCGCGAUCCGAUUCUAUACAGACAGUUGAUAAUUGCGAUAGAAUAAUUUUACUAUUGCCACUUAUUCUAACUAUGUGCAUAUAACCUUUGUAUAAGUUGUGUCUAUGCAAAUGUCUGUGAAUGCUCCAUACAAGGGUUUUGAAAUAUUGCAACCUAGUAUGAGAAUCAUCGAUUCGAUUUUCUGCGAUAAUUCUCGGUUAAUUUUUCAAAAGGGCGUAUAAGCAUGUUACACUUUCUCACACUUUCUCUUUAAUCACUCUCUCUUUCGAUUAUUGUGAUGUGAUUAAAAAGAUUUUCUUUGAUAUCACUAUUCUGUUUGAAAGUCGAAAGUUUCGGGUAUAAUUUCAUGCAAAGAGUUGAGUGAUAAACGUGGAAACCGUUUGGUUAUUGAUAGAAGAGAAAGUAAACAACUAGCUGUCACUAGCUUAUACGCCCUUUUGAAAAAUUAACCGAGAAUUGUCAACUUGCGAUUCUCUCUUGGGAAAUUCCACACAGCAAUGAUCAUUAUCAGACUGUAAAUUUGUUUUAAGGGCGUGAAAUACUCAGAGUAUGAAGUGGAGCGAAGAAAUGUGCAAAAUUCUCUCACGGUUCAUACAUUGAGAGACUCGAGUUCUUGUAGCAUCUUCUACCGGAUUGAAAAUGUUGUAUACAAUCACCCUCAUUCUUGUUUACGUCCGUAUCGACCAUAAAACGAACGGAUACGAAUACGAAUAAGCCAUUCUCGUUUUCACUCGAAUGAAUUCGAACGCGACUCGUUUGCCACAAAAUAUUCAAAUAUCAGUAAACUUCUUCCAAUAAAUGCUAAGCCUUGAUGAAAUCAGUUCAAUUCUUGUGAUUAACCAUAUAUGAAACACCAGAAUGUAUGCCAGUUUAGCUUUAAACGAUACGUGUAUUCGUAUAUCAUUCGUACGAACGAAAAGUCCCAUUCUUGUUUACGGACGAAUAGACGAAAUGCCGUGGUUUCGAUUCGUCAGUUUAAUGUUGCGAAUCAACCGUUCGAACACAUUGAAAAAAGUUUAACCGAUUUCCAACAAAUUUAUUUUUGAAUCUAAAGGUGAUUUGUAAUCAAAUCAUAAAUUUGUGUUUUGCAUAGAACAUUUAGAAAGCAUAGCAGUACAGUAAAAUGCUCUUUUUCUCUGGCGAGCCUUUGAAUAUAUGCUCGGUUCCAAGUUUUAACGCAUCAAAUUUUACAUCUAUUAGGUACUUUAUGGAAAAUACGCCAUGGGUAACCAUGCUUUAUUUUAUAUUAAGUGCAUGAUUUCACCAAUGUAUUAAAUAUGGAGACUAUCGAAAACAUGACAAAAUUGCAAGAAAAAAUGCAACAUAUUUUUCGCCGAUACUACUGAUCGGACUGCUAUUUCAAAAGCUUUUUUUACUUUGCAUGAAGUUUAAUUUUAAAAUUUCAUUUACCGACAUGAAUGAAAUUGGUCCUGAGUACGAUAUUUAUUUCUUAUGUAGCAUUCGUCACUUCCUUGAUGCUUGGAAUUUUCCAAAAAAAAACUACCUGCGCUUUUGAUCCUUCUUUUGCACAGGAGUCGCGUACGUACACGUUCGAGUGAAAACAAGAAUGGCUUGUUCGCAUUCGUUCGAAAGCAUGUGUUCGUCGAAUAGUCGAUACGGACGUAAGCAAGCAUGAUGAUACAAAAUCAGUGAAAAAACAAGUCAAAUAACAAAUGAUAACAAAGAUUUUUAAUUACAACUCAAAUCUGUUACAGAACUGAUAGGUUAAAGUUGGAUGGGCGUUGUUUUUAUACAUGUACGAUGUUUGAAAAAGUGAUUGAUUCGAACGUAAACGGGAAUACGAAUUUGAUAUACUUUCGAACGUAUCGCAUACGGCCGUAAACAAGAAUGAGGGUGAAUGUAGAUAGCAUUAUAGCAGUUUCUGUCAAAUUUUCGGCAAUCACCAACACUGAAUAAAAUAAAAAUCAUUGGAAUCACCCUAGCUCCGUCAAUAUGGCAAUGUUUUUUGUAAAAUUUCUGUGGUAUACCCGCCAUUAGAUACGCUCGCGGUGGCGAUUCUCCAGCUUCUCUUGAUUCUUUAUGUUUCCUCUUAGGUUCGAAGAGUUUUCUGCAUAACUAGCGCUCAGUACUUCUGUAUUAGGCGUUAUUUCUAGGUGGAUUGGAUGUAUUGUAUUGGUACGUAUUCGGCAUCUUGUACCUCAUAUCAUUCCAGGACGGACUUCGCGUAGUGACAAGAAGCGACCUAAAUUAGAGUUGGAAAACCGUGGCUUCUGAUAUAGCAACCGCUUUCGAAGACACUCUUUCUCAUAAAUAUUAUCCUUAUUGAUAGUGUUGGUAGAAACGAAACGUAUGUCGUUUUCGCUUGAGAAAACAGAAACUGACCCAGGCUAGUUUCAUCAAACAAACGCUUUUCACGAAACUGUGUUCAUUCGCACUUAGCAACGAGGGUUUGAGCAAACCUGAUAUAAGAAUCAGGUUCAAAACUGACUCGCUUUUCAGUUCAACAACGUUAAAACUAGGUUUGAAACUAGGCUCAAACAAACGAUUUGACAGCAGCUAGGGUGGAAACUGGGUUGGGUUUGGUAUCAAGCGGAAACGACAUUAGAUUUUCGACCACAACCGCCAAAUCAAAUAUUUCUACGGGAAUUCGAACACCUUCUUUGUACGGAAAUGUUCGGAAACGGUGUUUCUUUUCAUUGCGGUAUGGAACCCCCGACCCGGAAGCUGUUUAAAGUUUUCAAGCCCGUAUGUUUCGUCAUCUAUUAUGGUACAAGGAAGUUUUUGCAACAAAACUGUGUAAAUCUGCUUGGCACGACUUUUUGUAGUGAAUUCUUGCUUACCCUUUUCACUUUACCUUAUGAUAAAAAAGAACCGGAAUUUUCAUUUUAAAAUUCCCGCGCUUGUCCAAUCGGUAAACUUUUUUUUCUCUUAACGUUGGCAACACUUUUAUACACAUUCUGUCAAUUUUGACGCAUAUCGUACGAUUAGUUUUUGUUUGGCGUCUAUACAAAGAAGUUGAAAAAUUUUCGUGUGAUGAUUUUUAUAAUGGAUGAAAAUUUAGAACAACGUGCGUGCAUCAAAUUUUGUGUUGCAAAUGGAUUUAAGUGUUCCGAAACGUUGAAAAUGUUAGAAAAGGCCUUUGGUGAAUCGUGUCUUGGAAAAACACAGGAAUACGAGUGGUAUAAACGCUUCAAAGGUGGUCGUACAAGCUUGGAUCAUGAUGAGAUCCCUGGCCGCCUAACAACAUCUGUUACUAAAGAAAAUAUUGAAUCGGCGAAGCAAAUCGUGUUGCAAAAUCGUUCUGUACCGAUUAGAGAGAUUGCUGUGUUGUUGGGCAUCUCUUAUGGAUCAGCCGAACACAUUUUAACAUAUGUUUUGGGUUUGAAACGCGUCGCUUCUCGGCUGGUGCCAAAAAAGCUGAAUUUCAUUCAAAAACGGCGUCGUGUUGAUGUGGCCAAAGAGAUGAUUUUCAACGCAGAUAGUGACCCCACAUUCAUCAUAUGCAUCAUAACUGGUGAUGAGGUGUGGAUCUAUGAAUAUGACGUCGAAACCGCACAACAAUCGACCGAAUGGCGCUUCGAAGGCGAGCCGUUGUUCUAAAUUUUCAUCCAUUAUUAAAAUCGCCACACGAAAA
This is a messenger RNA of Malaya genurostris, 18355 nucleotides long. Its product is annotated as UPF0047 protein YjbQ. The coding region runs from base 2290 to 2805 and encodes 171 amino acids. The record is from RefSeq and is a predicted model, not a curated record. The transcript has 4 exons. Lineage: Eukaryota; Metazoa; Arthropoda; Insecta; Diptera; Culicidae.